AUGACAAGCCUUUACGAGUAUAGACAUCCGAUCAUUAACAAAUCCUUAGCAUCUUCAGCGGAUGAAAAUGCAGGUAGACGAUUUCCAACGUUAGAAUCAUGGUAUCAAGUGGUUAACGAUUACGAGUUUCAAGCAAGAUGUCCAAUUAUUUUAAAAAACUCACAUAGAAAUAAGCACUUUACAUUUGCAUGUCAUCUCAAGGAUUGUCCCUUUAAAGUUCUUCUAAGUUAUUGUGGUGGCCAAAGGUCUAUUGAAGAGGAAGAUGAGGACAGGUCUAAUGGUCUUGUUCCCCUAGAUAAAAAAGAUGGUGGUGAAAAAUUAAAGAAUGGUAAUGGUACUGGUGCCGGUGCCGGUGGUUCUGCUACAAAUCCAGGCGGUGAAGAUGCAGAAGAUGACGAUGUGAGUGCUGCAAUUGCUGCUGCAGUGGCAGCUGUACAAGAUUCAAGACAUACGAAGGAUGAGUAUGAAGAGAAUAGUGGUGUUAGGGGACCGUUCGUGGUUACGAAAAUUGAACCAUACCAUAAUCAUCCAUUGGAAUCGAAUCUAACACUACAAGAAUUUGUUUUAACGAAGGUUCCACGUAUUCUACAACAUGAUUUAAAUUUUGACCAAAUUUUGGAAAGUCUUUGUAAUGAAGAUGAUAAUACAGUUUCUAAAUUCAGAGUCUCGCAGUACGUGGAAGAAAGCGGUUUACUAGAUAUUUUAAAGGAAAGAUAUGGGUUAACCGAUGCUGAAAUUGAUAAGAAAUUGUUAUCACAAAUUUCUAGGAGAGUCACAACUUAUAAAGCUAGAUUCGUAUUAAAGAAAAAGAAAAACGGAGAAUACGGUACAGAUGCAAAUAAUUUCCAGUACCGUCAACCUAGAGUGAGAAGAGAGCCAGAAAUUUUAGAUGCGGAUGCUCAAGAAGCUCAAGCGGCGGCACAGGCGGCCAUCGGUGAAGCAGUAGCAUUAAAGAGGCACAUAGAUGAAGAAGAAGAGACGCCGAGAAAAAGACAAAUGGUUAAACUAGAUGAAGUAAUGCCACUGGAGGAUACUCAGGAUGAUAAAUUACCAAGAGAUGUUGCUGAGCAAUUGAGAUUGUUGAGUAGCCAUUUCAAAGAUGUGGAAGCUCAAACUGCUGAAGAGAAGAAGGAAGAUAUUUCCGAUGAAAACAUUCAACCAGAAUUGAGAGGGCAAUAG
This is a messenger RNA of Zygosaccharomyces rouxii, 1179 nucleotides long. It is a transcript of the gene ABF1, whose product is annotated as DNA-binding protein ABF1. The record is from RefSeq and is a predicted model, not a curated record. Gene Ontology annotation, molecular function: DNA binding. Gene Ontology annotation, cellular component: nucleus. Bases 1 to 1179 code for a protein of 392 amino acids. NCBI's taxonomy places the organism in Eukaryota, Fungi, Ascomycota, Saccharomycetes, Saccharomycetales, Saccharomycetaceae. Gene Ontology annotation, biological process: chromatin remodeling. The transcript has a single exon.